CGGCACACGCGUGGCUCUCCUAGCGCUUAAGGGUAUAAUCCCAGCGCAAGCAGCGUUCAGACGUUUCCGGCACGCAGCGGCCAGCUCGCCUGACGCGGCAAGGCGACCACCGGCGCGCCCCGCCCUCCUGUGCACAAGGUCACCCAGCCCCCAGAGACGCCAGCCGGCGCUAACAAGGGGCACCAGCAGGGCGACCAAGGACGCCAGCAGCACCAAAAAGAUGCGCACGAAGCAACCCCCCCAGGAAAAUGAACUCAAGGAGGCCUGUCAAAGCGUAAAAAACGACCACCCCGACUUUGGCGUGAAGCGCGUCUUCAAAGAACUCGAGCAGCGCAAGCCGAGGUGGAGAUUAACGGAGAAGCGCGUCCAGAAGUGCAUGAAGAAGUAUGGACUCACGUGUAGUACUAAGCCGCCCCCGUCACCAUUACGAGAUGACGACGAAGUAGCACCAACGGUCUUUCCGGAAGACUGCGUCUGUCUGCGAAGCAAGCCGGCGCAAUUGGGCUGGGUCCUCAAGGCCUCGGGCGUGUUGGGAGGCGACGACGACUAUGAUGACGACGACGAGGAGGAGGAGGAGUCGAGGGCCGUGCCCGAAGGGUCAGCAAGGGUCCAAUGGCUCGACCACUAUGAGCCAAGGUUAGAGUCGACGGAUGCUGUAGAGGUUGUGGACCGGCCCUUUGUCGUUGGAGAUGUUGUGGCAAGAGCCGACGACCCGACGGGCGCCUUAGGUGCUGUUGUGAAAGUUUCAUUAAGGGCCGACGUCCGCGUCGUCUACUCGCCGACGUCAGUCACAGUACCGCCGCCGCCACCACCACGGAAUCAGCGGAGACGCGGGCGAAGUGCGGGGAGACGGGAGCCCUCGCCGAAGCCGCCGCCAUUGCCACAGAAGAUCGAGGGCACGUUGCGGAACAUCCCGGCCGCAUCGUUGAAACCGGCUACUGGUUUACGGAUGGGCGACCCCGUGGCGCAUCGGACGCGAGGGCGGUGGGUCGGUAGGGUUGUCGGGGCUACGUAUGACGUGACCGUGAGAUGUAAUGGCGGCGCGUUAUGCGUCGUGCAAGGUCUAGGCGACAACGGCGCCGAGCAAUUGGUAGAACCAGUCGACGAUGCGGACUACGGCUUUGAUGAAUUGUGCCCCUUCUUCCCGGGGCAGCGCGUGUCGGCGCCGCCCUCGGUGUGGCGUAGAGCGUCGUGGAAGAACGGCGCGCGGGCGCCGCAAGGCCGAAGACGUAGAAGUGGUGUGGUAGAAAAGGUCGAAGUCUCGCAAGCGGGCGUGCAGUGGUUGGCCUGGGGCGUCGGCGCGUCGCGCGACCCGCCGCCGGCUUGGGCUAGUGUCAAGGAGAUCGACAUCCUCACGGCGUUCGCGGGCCUGACGCGCGUCGGGGACCACGUCUGCGGUUCCGACUUACCUGAUGGUUCAUGUGCGCAAGUCAUCCGGACGGAGACGAGAUGUUCGGUGCGGUGGUCGUCCUCAGAAGAUUCGCCGGAAGUAGCUUCUCUGGAAUUGGUACCGAGGCAACACCUGGGCGAGCACGACUUCCUGCCGAACGACUUUGUGGUCAAACGUUUAGAAGAAUCUUCAGAUGUGGGCGUGAUCCGAGUCGUCGACGCGAAGGAGCGGACGUGCUCCGUGAAGUUCGGUGACACGGAAGAGACGAUGUCGUCCUACGAGCUCGCUCUUAGUUCAGCGGACAAUUAUUCGGCGGGCGACCUCGUAUUAAGGGUGAACCAGAGUUCUUCCACAGAAGGUCCGAACCGCCAGACGGCAGGUACCGUGUCUGAUCAGACGGACUUUGGCACGGAAGACAAUGAAGAGGCCGAGUUAGCCGAAGCGAUCCGACGGUCCCUGGAGGAGACACCAUCUACCGAAACGUCGACAGGAGAAGAGCGCUGGGUCGGCCAGGUCCUGAGCUUGAGUGACGGGAAGGUACGGGUGCUGUGGGUCGACGGGUCGAAAGAAGAAGUAGCCCCGUCUGAAUUGUUGUUAGUACCAGACGCGUCGGGCGAGGAGCCGUACAAUAGUGAGGAGGAGGCGUCGGACGGCGAAAGCCUCCCGACGCAGCCGCCCGUGGAGGCGCCUGUUGCUCAAAGCCCCGUCGUCGAGAGUGACGACGACGACAGUGACGACGAGGACACGAGCCCCUUCGCGAUUGUCGAGGAGCCGCCUCAAGACCACGCGUACGGCCACACGGCGCCUCAUCAAGUACCUCUGAAACAAGUGAGGAAGCUCUGGGCGCAAUUAGGUAAACAUUUGCCGCCCGGCGUCCAUGUGCGAGCCUUCGAGAAGCGGACUGAUCUAUUAAGGGCCGUGAUUGUGGGCCCGACGGGCACGCCCUACGACGGGUUUCUCUUCUGGUUCGACCUGCAGCUGCCGGAGACGUACCCGUCCGAGCCGCCGUCCAUGCACUACCACGCCUGGGGUCUUAGUGAAAGAUUGAACCCCAACCUCUACGAGAACGGGAAAGUGUGUUUGAGUUUGCUGGGGACGUGGAGCGGCCCGGGCUGGGACCCCGAGUCGUCGACACUGUUACAAUUACUGGUAUCGGUGCAAGGCUUAGUAUUAGUGGACAAGCCCUACUACAACGAGCCCGGCCACGAGAGGCACGCUGACACCGUCGAGGGCGAGCAGCAAGCUAGACUGUACAACGAGAACGCCAGGUUGUUAUCCUUACAAGCGACGACGGCGGCGUGCCGCCGGCCGCCGCGGCCCUUCCGGGGCGUCGUCGCGGCGCACUUCGCGAGGGUCGGGCCCGCGCUGCUCGAGAGUUUGGAGGCGGCGGGCGGCGGCGACUCGCACUCGGACGGCUACCGGCGCGUGCUGCGGCGGCUCGCGCCGCGGUUUGCGGAGGCCGUGAAUUCCUUGAAGAGGCCUGAUGGUGAAUUGGACGAGGUUGAGGACGCGUAAGGAGACUGUCAAAU
Messenger RNA from Pelagomonas calceolata, 2919 nucleotides. Lineage: Eukaryota; Pelagophyceae; Pelagomonadales; Pelagomonadaceae. The record is from the annotation of a GenBank genome assembly.